Molecule: messenger RNA, 3451 nt
Organism: Dipodomys ordii (Ord's kangaroo rat)
Lineage: Eukaryota; Metazoa; Chordata; Mammalia; Rodentia; Heteromyidae
Gene: Dhx40
Product: DEAH (Asp-Glu-Ala-His) box polypeptide 40
Exons: 17
Coding region: 51-2303 (750 amino acids)
Cellular component (GO): intracellular anatomical structure
Molecular function (GO): RNA binding; ATP binding
Source: RefSeq, a predicted model, not a curated record
CAAUCUCCUCACAUCGCUGGACGUGCUCACCUCCGCUCCGGGCCAGGUCUAUGUCCCGGUUUCCUGCCGUCGCGGGCAGGGCGCCAAGGCGGCAGGAGGAAGGUGAGCGGUCGAGGGAGCUCCAGGAAGAGCGGCCGUCGGUGGUUUCCAUCGCGGAUAGAGAGGAGAAAGGAUGCACAUCACAAGAGGGAGGAACUACUCCAACUUUUCCUAUUCAGAAACAAAGAAAAAAGCUUAUUCAAGCUGUAAGGGACAAUUCAUUCCUUAUUGUUACUGGAAAUACUGGAAGUGGUAAAACAACUCAGCUCCCAAAGUAUCUAUAUGAAGCAGGGUUUUCACAGCAUGGUAUGAUUGGUGUGACUCAGCCACGAAAAGUAGCUGCCAUAUCAGUUGCUCAGAGGGUUGCUGAAGAAAUGAAAUGUGCUUUGGGAUCCAAAGUAGGAUACCAAGUUCGUUUUGAUGAUUGCAGCUCUAAGGAAACAGCAAUCAAAUACAUGACAGAUGGGUGUUUACUGAAACAUAUUCUGGGAGAUCCAAAUCUUACCAAAUUCAGUGUCAUAAUUUUGGAUGAAGCUCAUGAGAGAACUCUAACUACAGAUAUUUUAUUUGGUUUAUUAAAGAAGCUAUUUCAAGAGAAGUCUCCAAACAGGAAGGAACAUUUAAAAGUGGUAAUAAUGUCUGCAACUAUGGAGUUAGCCAAGCUUUCUGCGUUCUUUGGAAAUUGUCCUAUAUUUGACAUACCUGGAAGGCUUUAUCCAGUCAGAGAGAAAUUCUGCAAUUUGAUUGGCCCACGAGACAGAGAAAAUACUGCAUAUAUUCAAGCGAUUGUAAAAGUGACUAUGGAUAUUCAUUUGAAUGAAAUGGCUGGAGAUAUCUUAGUGUUUCUGACAGGCCAGUUUGAAAUUGAAAAAAGUUGUGAGUUACUUUUUCAAAUGGCAGAGUCUGUUGAUUAUGAUUAUGAUGUUCAAGAUACCACUCUAGAUGGCUUGUUAAUAUUGCCGUGUUAUGGAUCUAUGACUACAGAUCAACAAAGGAGAAUAUUUUUACCACCUCCACCUGGAAUUAGAAAAUGUGUCAUAUCCACCAAUAUUUCUGCAACAUCUUUGACGAUAGAUGGGAUCAGAAGUGAGGCCUUACAGCGAAGUGGCCGAGCUGGACGGACUGCUACAGGAAAAUGUUUUCGGAUUUAUAGUAAAGACUUUUGGAACCAAUGUAUGCCUGACCAUGUGAUUCCUGAGAUUAAGAGAACUAGUUUGACAUCUGUAGUUCUGACCUUAAAGUGCCUUGCCAUACACGAUGUCAUAAGGUUUCCCUAUUUGGAUCCACCUAAUGAGAGACUUAUUUUGGAAGCUCUUAAGCAACUUUAUCAGUGUGAUGCUAUUGACAGGAGUGGCCAUGUGACAAGAUUGGGUUUAUCUAUGGUGGAAUUUCCUCUCCCUCCACAUCUGACAUGUGCAGUAAUCAAGGCUGCUUCUCUUGAUUGUGAAGAUUUACUACUUCCAAUAGCAGCAAUGUUGUCUGUGGAAAAUGUCUUCAUUAGACCUGUUGAUCCCGAGUACCAGAAGGAAGCAGAACAGAGACAUCGAGAAUUGGCAGCUAAAGCUGGAGGAUUUAAUGACUUUGCAACUUUAGCUGUUAUCUUUGAACAGUGCAAAUCAAGUGGAGCUCCAGCUUCAUGGUGCCAAAAACAUUGGAUUCAUUGGAGGUGCUUAUUUUCUGCAUUUCGUGUGGAAGCUCAACUUCGAGAACUAAUUAGGAAACUUAAACAGCAAAGUGACUUUCCAAGAGAGACUUUUGAAGGCCCUAAACAUGAAGUACUACGAAGAUGUCUUUGUGCAGGCUACUUCAAAAAUGUUGCUCGAAGAUCUGUUGGGAGAACGUUUUGUACAAUGGAUGGACGUGGAAGCCCAGUUCAUAUUCAUCCUUCCUCAGCACUUCAUGAACAGGAAACCAAACUUGAAUGGAUCAUUUUUCAUGAGGUAUUAGUUACCACCAAAGUCUACGCAAGAAUUGUGUGUCCAAUCCGUUAUGAAUGGGUGAGAGACUUGUUGCCCAAGCUGCAUGAAUUGAAUGCUCAUGAUUUGAGUAGUGUGGCUCGACGUGAAGUUAGAGAAGAUGCAAGAAGAAGAUGGACCAAUAAGGAAAAUGUAAAGCAGCUAAAGGAUGGAAUAUCAAAAGAAGUCCUAAAGAAAAUGCAAAGAAGAAACGAUGACAAAUCCAUAUCAGAUGCACGGGCACGUUUCCUUGAGAGAAAGCAGCAGAGGACACAAGAUCAUGGUGACACAUUGAAGGAAACAGGCUAAGAAGUCAACCCUCCAAUUCAGGAAGUAGGAAAAGCAGCCAGGAAGUGUGCUUCUACUUUGCCAGUUAUUUCAGACAUUACUGCCAAGAGGAAGUGGUCAGCAGCUAUUUCUAGCCUGUGAGCUGAAAGCAAAUCAAAGCUCAUCAGUACCAACAAAUGGAAUUUUGAAGGAAAGGAUUGGGUUGCAUAGUCAUAGGCAAUGAUACCCGAACCAAUGAAAGACAAUACUUGUAAUAUUUUCCUUGCUUCAGUUUUGCUGGCCUUAACUGGUAUUAAACGCUGUCAUUGAGAUAUUUUCCAAGAACAUUGAAUUGUAUUUAAUCAGCGUGUAUUCCAUUUGCAUUGAAGCAUUAAAAAUUAUUUUCCUUAAAUCUCUUUAAGGCCUUCUUGUUGCUAUUAGAUUAGUGUUAUUCAGGUACGUGACCUUUUUCUUCAGAAGGCUGAAUUUACAUUAAGAGGUUUUUACUCAGCAAUACGUAGAUGUCUAACUGUUUAAUUGCUACAGAGCUUUAUAGAUAUAGAGAAGAGUCAGUAAAUAAAAUUUGCCUAUGACAGGAUUCUUUCUUGAAUUAAUACUAAUCCUUAAAAUUGAUUUUUUCUGGGAUUAUACAAAUUCCUUUUUAUAUAAAAAAUAUAUUGUUUAAAACAGUAGCUAUAGCCAUUAACCAAAGGAAAGAUGAUAUAUAUAAAUAUAUAUAUAUAUAUAAAGUCUUUUUUAGCUGUUCCUACAUACUUGUAUCAGCAUCAUGUAUGUAGGUGUAACAGUGCUUUCAAGUAGUCCCUCCACCUGGCCUACUCUUUUGCCUCCAGCUGCUUGAGUAGGACUAUUUAAAUAUCUGGUACACUGAUCUUAAGAUGGUAUUUUCAAAGCAGCCAACACUACUUCACCAGUGUUUCAAAUUGGAACCUUGAGGCUAGUUAGUAUUACACUCAGGCCACACUCAGCACUUGCCUACUCUUGUUUACUGCCUUGUAUUCUAGUUAUUUGUGUAUAUGUCUGUCUCCCGCACUAGAUUAUACGCUCCUUGUGGGCAGGGGCUGUGUCUUUUUUGUCUUUGUAUCUUUCAUGGCACCUGGCAUAGUGCUUUUGCACAUAGUAGUCACUCAGUGUUUGUUAAAUAAAGCUAUUAGUGUCAUUAAAACUCAAAA